Messenger RNA from Aspergillus tanneri, 1338 nucleotides. RefSeq lists its product as uncharacterized. Bases 1 to 1338 code for a protein of 445 amino acids. NCBI's taxonomy places the organism in Eukaryota, Fungi, Ascomycota, Eurotiomycetes, Eurotiales, Aspergillaceae. The transcript has a single exon. The record is from RefSeq and is a predicted model, not a curated record.
AUGUCUCCACCUCUUAGAACGUCUUCCUAUCAUCAGGAUCCUUUGAUUUACAUUGACCGUCAAGCGAAGCAUCUUCAGCGUAAUUUACAGGUUCUUAUCGAUGCGCAGGGAGAAGGUCUCUUAGCUGGCCUCAGAGACCAAAGUGAGGACAGUUCUCUGUCCAGUGGAGGAUAUACCCCUAACUCGGACUUGAGUAAUGUCCGCGGUCCAUCGACGCUGCCUGUGAGACAGCCAGUCCCAAAGAAGAUUGGGUUGCGCGCUGCGAGAGAAGGGAUAUUCAGUUCCGUUUACAACUUGCUGAAACUAAGGGAAAAAGAGCGAGAGGUGCUUGCAUCUCGGUUUGACGAACGGCAAGAUGCGUUGAUGGAGAUUGAUGGAUUCGGUACCAAACGGGAAGGGCUAGAGGACGCUCUCUCUACGAUUCACAAUAACAGGGAAAGUCAGCGUUCCAAGGAGCUUCGAGAUGAGAGUCGCCAGCUGGAGUCAGAUAUUCAUGAAAUGGAGACUCGACUGUCCCAGGUGAAAGCGAGACAUAGGCAGGUUACUCAAGAACUAUCACAGAUGGAGAAUACAGUAGAAUCGAAGUUGUCUUCUUACAAGGCUUCUUUAUCACUACUUGAAUCUGACAUCUGGAAUUUUCUCCAAAACCCCCCUGUCAGCCCUCAUUUAAUUAACACUAACCACCAAACCUUUUAUACGUUGAAUCCAAAACGUCGAACCCUUGACAUGGCCCAAGAACAAUGGAAAAAUGAGCAAAUGCGGUUAAAGAAAAGACAACAAGAAGUGGAUACCGAGAUUGAAGCACUCGAGGAAGGUGGCGGUAUGUGGAAACUUGUUGUUGGGGAAGUGUCAGGGUUUGAGAAGCGACUAGAGAUGGCGAUGCGUCGCUCAAUUCAAAGACAAUCGCAGCUCCUGUCCCCUGAUGGACCCUCUGGAAGCAAAUCCGACGAGGAACAGGCCCGGAGUAUCCUAGCCGAUUUGGACAACACAACAGGUCGUGUAGAACAUCAUCUGGAGAUUGCAGAAGAGAAGGGUUGGAAACUGCUCGUCUGUUGUAUUGGUUCCGAACUGGAAGCGCUGCGAGAAGCGCGAAAGAAGCUCCUCGGUGUUUUCAACGUCUCCGAGGAAGAUAUAUGGCCGUCUCCACAUCGGGAAGGGCCAAGUCGAAGCCGGGUCCACGACGAUAAUGACUCCGAGGCAGAUCCUCUUGGUGUCGACAAUCCUGAACCUCCUCCUGAUUUACUGAAGGAUGCGGAAGAGCAUUCACACGAUGUGAUCUCCAAAUCCGGAGACGAAGACGAAGACCCUGAUCCUGCAUGGCUUCUUCCGGAGUCCUAG